Guillardia theta CCMP2712 is the source of this 432-nucleotide messenger RNA. RefSeq lists its product as hypothetical. The record is from RefSeq and is a predicted model, not a curated record. The coding region runs from base 1 to 432 and encodes 143 amino acids. The transcript is spliced from 7 exons. Lineage: Eukaryota; Cryptophyceae; Pyrenomonadales; Geminigeraceae.
AUGAUGAUCUCAACUCUCAUCUCACCAUCUGUUCAACCUCCCUUGGUCUUGAACCCCGAGGAGGCAGCGGACGAGAAAGUGACAUCCUCCGAGCAAGCGCAUGAGAGCAGUGCGUCUGCGAGCAAUCAGCAGAAGAGCAAGAAACGAGCCCUUCCCAAGGCAUCGGACAUGCUCAACAGUACGGGCGUCCCGAGCUUCGUGCGGCAGCCGGCAAGAAGCAGCGACCUAGCGACAGUGCAGGAGAGGAGGGGGGACGGCCAAGAAGAAUCAGCAUCGUCAAAACCGAAGAGCCUCCUGGAAGCGUUCGAGGAGAAGAAGAGAAAGGCGGUUGUGAUGAACUCCAAGUACAUAGUCCCUCCGUCAGAGCUGGAGACUUUCGUGGAGCCAGAGCGCAAGAGGAAGCCAAAGAGGCCUGACGAAGGCGACAUGUAG